GGCCAAGUACCCACCAGGGCCUUUAUCCCAAGCCAGCCACGCGCGCGCUCACUUCCUCACUCCCAGCAUCACCUAUGCGGGCGCGUCGCCCCCUGAGCUCCAACGCCAAGCCCCAGACGGACAGCAUCUAGCUAGCCUGUCCCCCGCCGGGCGCCAUGAGCGCCGGUGACACGCUCGACAAGCUCGUGGUGUUCCUCGCGAAGCGCGAUGGCAUCGACAAGCUGGUCAAGACGUUCCAGUACGUGUCCAAGCUGGCGCACUGGGGCGCCGAGUCGUCCCGCCCGGAGGUCGCCAGGCGCGCCAAGAGCUGGGAGACGGCGUCCGGGCUGAGCCGCAAGGCGUUCCGGUCGGGCCGCUUCCUGACCGGCUUCAACAAUCUGCGCCGCGCCCCGCCGGGGGAGUUCGGCGCGCUCGCCGUGCUCGCCAACGCCGGCGAGAUGGUCUACUUCUUCUUCGACCACUUCACGUGGCUGUCCCGCGCGGGCGUCCUCGAGCCCUGGGUGGCGCGGCGUUCCAGCUUCAUCUCGGCGUUCGGCGAGUCCGUCGGCUACGUGUUCUUCAUCGCCAUGGACCUCAUCAUGAUCAGGCGGGGGCUGAGGCAGGAGCGGAGGCUGCUGAGGGAGGGUGGCGGCGGCGGGAAGGACGCUGGCAGGGAGAAGGAGCUGCGCAGGAUACGGAUGGACAGGGUGAUGCGGCUCAUGGCGACGGCCGCCAACGCCGCCGACCUCAUCAUCUGCAUCGCGGAGGUCGAGCCCAACCCGUUCUGCGACCACGCCGUCACGCUGGGGAUCAGCGGGCUCGUCUCCGCGUGGGCCGGCUGGUACAGAGUCUGGCCGUCGUAGACGCUGGGGAUCAGCGGGCUCGUCUCCGCGGGGACUGGCUGGUACAGAAGAAACUGGCCGUCGUAGAAUGGGCCGGUUCGACCCAUGAUCGUAUUCGUCCCUCCUCCCUUUCUAUCCGCAUGAUGAUUUUGCCAGGAUUUGCAUUGUCCAUUUGGCGAAGCAAGGCGUAACUCAUGCUUCAUGAAUACCACCAUGUAAUACUGCGAUCCAGAAUCGAAAAUAAAUACUGAACAUAGCGUCAAUAGUGCAUUCGGUACAGCCCCAUGAACUAUUAGUAUGUGUUGGAGCUUCGGAUUUUGAAAUGGAUUCGCCCAACGCCA
Molecule: messenger RNA, 1162 nt
Organism: Panicum virgatum (switchgrass)
Lineage: Eukaryota; Viridiplantae; Streptophyta; Magnoliopsida; Poales; Poaceae
Product: peroxisomal membrane protein 11-4-like
Exons: 1
Coding region: 156-842 (228 amino acids)
Biological process (GO): peroxisome fission; regulation of peroxisome size
Cellular component (GO): peroxisomal membrane
Source: RefSeq, a predicted model, not a curated record